Messenger RNA from Andrographis paniculata, 1949 nucleotides. Its product is annotated as polyphenol oxidase I, chloroplastic-like. Bases 51 to 1769 code for a protein of 572 amino acids. Gene Ontology annotation, molecular function: catechol oxidase activity. The transcript has a single exon. Gene Ontology annotation, biological process: pigment biosynthetic process. The record is from RefSeq and is a predicted model, not a curated record. NCBI's taxonomy places the organism in Eukaryota, Viridiplantae, Streptophyta, Magnoliopsida, Lamiales, Acanthaceae.
CCGGCGCCAAGAAAACCACAAAACCCAUACCCAUACCCAUACCCGCACCCAUGGCGUCCAGUCUUCUCCUCUCCUCCAAUUUCGCCGCCAUCUCCCGUCCCACCCACCGCCGCCGCGACUUCUGCAGGAACUCAACGUCCAACGCCUUCUCCGUGUCCUGCGCCGCCGCCGGAAACGGGAAAGACAGCCCUCAAUUCGACAGGCGCGACAUGCUGCUAGGCAUGGGAGGGCUGUACGGCGCCACCAGUCUGGCUCCAGCCACGGCGGCACCGAUCCCGCCGCCGAAGCUCGACACAUGUGGCGUCGCCAUGGAUGGCGACCAGCCCGUCGCCUUCAACUGCUGCCCUCCGGCGGGCCCCACUCCGACGCCGUACGUUCUUCCGACCGUAACCACUCUCAAAAAACGGCCAGCCUUCCAGCUCGCCGGCGACAAAUAUUUUGCCAAAUUCGAACGAGCCAUUCAGGCCAUGAAAGACCUCUCCGAGAAAGACCCGUCCGACCCACGCGGGUUCGCCCAGCAGGCCCGGGUCCACUGCGCGUACUGCAAUUCCGCCUACCCGCAAGCUCCCGGGUCGGAUCUGAAGCUCCAGGUCCACUUUUCCUGGCUCUUCUUCCCCUUCCACCGAUGGUACCUUUACUUCUACGAGCGGAUCUUAGGGAAACUGAUCGGCGACCCGACAUUCGCCCUACCCUUCUGGAAUUGGGACAAUCCUCCGGGUAUGGUUAUGCCCGACAGAGUCGUCGUCGAUUCAUCACCACUCUACAACCCGAGGCGUAACCCGACCCAUUACCCGCCGGCAACGGCGGACCUCCAGUUCCCCGUCGAACCGGGUUCCAAAACGCCGGAGCAAAUUGUCCAAAAUAACCUCAGCCAAAUGUACAACGAAAUGAUACGGAACUCGAAGCUGUUGGUGGAUUUCUACGGCGGGAAAUAUGUCGUCGGAAGUAGCGAGAGUCAGGCCAUCGGACACGUGGAGGCCGGGUCCCACACGGCGAUGCACGUGUGGGUCGGGGAGAAUACGGACAGGGGAUUCGACAUGGGAAACUUUUCGACCGCCGGGAGAGACGUGCUGUUCUAUGCCCACCACACUAACAUCGAUCGGCUCUGGACAGUGUGGCGCGACUACAGGGACAAGAAAGGUAAGAAGAAGGACUUUUCCGACAAGGAUUGGCUGGACAGUCAGUUCACUUUCUACGACGAGAACGCGAACCCCGUGACCGUACGCGUCGGCGACUGCCUCGACAACAAGAGGAUGGGAUUUACUUGGGACCCUGUCCCGAAUCCAUGGAUGGAUUACAAGCCGAGGGCGGCGGUGAAAAAAUUCAACUUCGCGGAAUCCGAGAAAGUUCGCCGCCUUCCGCCGCCGCCGAGUUUUCCGGCGAAGCUUGACAGGGUGAUUCAGGUGGUGGUGGAGAGGCCGGCGGCGAGGAGGCGGAGCGCGAGGGAGAAGGAGGUGGAAGAGGAGCUGCUGGAGAUAUCGGGGAUCGACGUGGCGAUGGACAAGUUCGUGAGGUUUGAGGUGUUCGUGAACGCCGAGGAUAGGGAGGUGGAGGGUCUGGCGGCGUCGAGGGCUGAGUACGCAGGUUGUUAUUCGCAGGUGCCGAUGUCGAAGACGGGGAGGAUGAAGACGAAGAUAAGGUUCGGGCUGACGGAGCUGGUGGAGGAGCUGGGGUUGGAAGACGAUACGAAGAUAUUGGUGACGGUGGUUCCUAAGAAGGGUGGGAAGUACGUCUCCAUUGGUGGUAUCAAGGUCAUUCUGGAUUCCUGAUCGCCAGCCGGAGCUGGAGCUGGAGCUGGAGCCGGAGCCGGAGUUCGGAAAAUGAGCAGCUAGCUAGCGCCGCAUUCGUUUUCUUUGAUGUUGUAAUAAAUUGUAGUCGCCAUUUUCUGCCGAAAACGGCGUAGCUCCUCUUCCGUUGGUAUCGCUCAAUAAGCUCAUUGUUUAAAUUCA